UCUAUUUUUUUAUUCUGUUAAAAAUAUCUAAAUGGGAUUCUCAUGUGACUGAAAGGUUAGAAACCCACCCACACAUCCACCUACCCAGCCACCCACGCCCCACAAACGCUCCAACUACAACCACCACGUCCACUUUUGGGUGGUUUUCCCCCUCCUCCCCGCUGGAAGGAAUCACAGACAGCGGGAGUCGGUCAGUCAGCCGUUCGGAUGCCCAACCGACAGAGAGGUGUUGGGGGCGGGAGUGAAGCUGCGGCGGAUAUCCGUCUCGUACCUGCCGGGGGGAGCGGGAUCCUUGCAUUGUCUUCAUCCGUGUGUCCCCUGGAUCUUUCUGAGUGAAUCCCCACCACCUCCACCUCCACCACCAACGCACAGCAGCUGGAGCACAGCGUGGUUUCGUAACGCGCCGGUGCAGCGCGGAGGAAAGCUCCCUUGAUAUUUAUUUAUUUUUUUCAACUGUUGGUCGAGGAUGCGGAUUGAUAUGAGGGACGUUAUCAGCGUCACCUGGGAUUUUUAAACGUUACAUUUUCAGUUAGCUUAGCUGCGCGCGUGCCAAGAAAAAAAACAACAACCCUUUUUUUCAUGUCUGCCAAAAGAUUAAAUUUAGUCAAGAUUUUUUUCCUACAACCUUUUUGGCAAAAGAAAGAGAAAUAAAAGAUUAUUUUUUCCUUAACCUGACACCAUGAGCACAAUUUCACCCACUGACUUCGACAGCUUGGAGAUCCAGCAGCAGUAUAAUGACAUCAACAACCGCUGGGAUCUGGCAGCGGAGACCGACUGGGAUAACGAGAACAGUUCAGCGCGUCUGUUUGAACGCUCCCGCAUUAAAGCUCUCGCAGACGAGCGAGAAGCGGUACAGAAGAAGACCUUCACAAAAUGGGUAAACUCCCACCUAAGUCGAGUGACUUGUCGCAUCGGCGACUUGUACACAGACCUACGAGAUGGCCGGAUGCUAAUUCGCCUGCUGGAAGUGCUCUCAGGAGAACAGCUGCCAAAACCCACUAAGGGCCGCAUGCGUAUCCACUGCCUGGAAAAUGUAGAUAAAGCCCUGCAAUUUCUCAAAGAACAAAAGGUCCAUCUAGAAAACAUGGGUUCACAUGAUAUUGUGGAUGGAAACCACCGCCUGACCCUUGGUCUCAUCUGGACCAUCAUUCUUCGCUUCCAGAUCCAAGACAUUAGCGUGGAGACAGAAGACAAUAAGGAGAAGAAAUCCGCUAAAGAUGCCCUGUUGCUUUGGUGCCAAAUGAAAACUGCUGGAUAUCCCAAUGUCAACAUCCAUAACUUUACCACCAGCUGGAGAGACGGUCUCGCGUUCAAUGCCAUCGUGCACAAACACAGACCUGAUGUGAUAGAGUUCGAUAACUUGAAGAGAUCCAAUGCUCAUUACAAUCUUCAGAAUGCUUUCAAUGUGGCUGAGAAAGAACUGGGGCUUACCAAACUGCUGGAUCCUGAAGAUGUUAACGUCGAUCAGCCUGAUGAGAAGUCCAUCAUCACGUAUGUGGCAACUUACUACCAUUACUUCUCCAAGAUGAAAGCUCUGGCAGUGGAGGGCAAACGAAUUGGCAAGGUGCUCGACUACGCUAUUGAGGCUGACCAGCUGAUAGAUAAGUACGAGACCCUGGCAUCUGAGCUGCUGCAGUGGAUCGAGCAGACCAUAGGGACGCUCAACGACCGGCAGCUAGCAAACUCACUGAAUGCUGUUCAGAACCAGCUUCAGGCUUUCAACUCCUACAGAACAGUAGAGAAACCCCCAAAAUUUACGGAGAAAGGGAACUUGGAAGUUCUCCUCUUUACGAUUCAAAGCAAGAUGAGGGCAAACAAUCAAAAGGUUUACGUGCCAAAGGAAGGAAAACUCAUCUCUGACAUCAACAAGGCAUGGGAAAGACUGGAGAAGGCUGAGCAUGAACGGGAGCUGGCUUUGAGAAAUGAGCUGAUUCGUCAGGAGAAGCUGGAGAUGCUGGCGGCCCGCUUCGACCGGAAAGCCGCUAUGCGAGAAACGUGGUUGAGUGAGAACCAGAGACUGGUUUCUCAGGAUAAUUUUGGAACAGAUUUGGGUGCAGUAGAAGCUGCCACACGUAAACACGAAGCCAUCGAGACAGAUAUUAAUGCGUAUUUGGAGCGCGUGGUUGCGGUGGAAGAUGUGGCUAAAGAGCUGGAAGCAGAGGGUUACCACGAUGUGCGACGAAUUCUUGCACGCAGAGAUAACGUGCUUCGGCUUUGGGAAUACCUAAAAGAGCUUCUGGCUGCUCGCAGGGAGCGCUUGACUGCCCAUCGUGACCUGCAAAGACUGUUUCAGGAGAUGCGCUACAUUACAGACUGGAUGAAAGAUGAACAGGGACGUUUACAAUCUCAAGAUACCGGUAAACAUUUGCAUGAUGUGUUAGACCUUCUGCAAAAGCACAAUCUGGUGGAGGCCGACAUAUCAGCUCAGGCAGAGAGGAUCAAGGGAGUGCAGGCAGCCGCAAAGCCAUUCUCCUCCUAUGAGCAGGCUUACAAGCCUUGUGAGCCUGGACUAGUUGGUGAGAAGGUUGAGCGGCUGGGUCAAGCCUAUGAGGAACUCGGUCAGCUUGCUUCAGCACGCAGAGAACGCCUGGAAGACUCACGGCGCCUCUGGCAGUUUCUGUGGGAUCUGGGAGAGGAAGCAGCCUGGAUCAGAGAGCAGGAGCAGAUCCUAGCCAGUGGGGACUGUGGCCGUGACCUGACUUCUGCCCUGCAUCUGCUCAGCAAACACGAAGCUUUCAGGGAUGAGAUGGCCGCUCGUUUUAUGCCCCUCAACAACAGCAUUGCUGCAGGAGAAGCUCUGAUAAAUGAGGGACACUUUGGAGCCUCAGAGGUCACUGAGAGGAUUCAAGACAUCCGUGCACAGUGGGCUCAUCUUGAGGAAACAACCAAGCUCAGAGAGCAGAGCCUCAAAGAAGCAGUGGCCUUGCACCAGUUUCAAACUGAUGCUAAUGAUAUGGAGGCCUGGAUUAUGGAGACUCUUAGACAGCUGUCCAGUCAAGAGUUGGGACACGAUGAGUUCUCCACCCAAACGCUUGCUCGCAAACAGAGAGAAAUAGAUGAGGAGAUCCAAAGCCACCGCCCCCUCAUCAACACUCUGCAUGAACAGGCUCAAGCUCUGCCUCAGGCCUAUGUGAGCCACCCUCAGGUCGACGGUCGCCUCCCUGCGAUUGAGCAGAGCUAUAAAGAACUGGAAUCUCUGUCAGCAACUCGGCGUCAGGCCCUGGACGGUGCCCUGUCCCUCUAUCAGAUGUUCAGCGAAGCUGACGCCUGUCUGCUCUGGGUGGAGGAGAAGGAGCAGUGGUUGGAUGGCAUGGAGAUCCCCACCAAACUGGAGGACUUGGAGGUUGUACAGCAGAGAUUUGAAAGUCUUGAACCGGAGAUGAACAACUUAGGCGCUCGCGUUACGCAUGUGAACGAUGUGGCAGAGUUUUUGCUGGACUCUGACAACUGCCGCAAAGACCAGAUCCACCAGACAAGAGACCAACUGAACAACAGAUGGGCAGAGUUUGAACAACUGGCUGGUCAAAAGAAACAGGCUCUGGAGUCUGCUUUGAACAUCCAGAAUUACCAUCUUGAGUGUAAUGAGAUCAAAUCCUGGAUGAAAGAGAAGACUAAAGUGAUUGAGUCUACUCAGAGCUUGGGCAAUGACUUGGCUGGAGUAAUGGCACUGCAGCGCAAGCUUACUGGCAUGGAGAGAGACCUGGAAGCGAUUCAGGGUAAACUUGAUGACCUGAAAAGUGAGGCAGGGAAGCUUGCCAGUGAGCAUCCCGAUCAGGCGGAAGAGAUUCAGGGACGGCUGGCUGAGAUCCAGGAGGUGUGGGAGGAGCUCAAUGCCACCAUGAAGCGAAGAGAAGAAUCUCUAGGAGAAGCCAGCAAACUUCAGGGCUUCCUUCGAGACCUCAAUGAUUUCCAGUCCUGGCUAUCGCGGACGCAGACGGCUGUGGCCUCAGAAGACAUUCCCACUUCACUGCCCGAGGCUGAGAAUUUGCUCACCCAACACGAGAGCAUCAAGAAUGAACUUGACAACUAUAAGGAGGACUAUGAGAAGAUGCGUGCCGUUGGCGAGGAGGUCACUCAAGGUCAGACAGAUGCCCAGCACAUGUUCUUGGCUCAGAGGCUCCAGGCAUUGGACACUGGUUGGCACGAGUUACGGCGCAUGUGGGAGAACCGCCACAGUCUUCUGGCUCAGGGCUUUGACUUCCAGGGUUUCAUGAGAGAUGCAAAGCAGGCAGAAGCAUUCCUGAACAGCCAGGAGUAUGUCCUCCACCACACAGAGAUGCCCACCAACCUUCAAGCGGCAGAAGAGGCCAUUAGGAAGCAUGAAGACUUCCUCACCACCACAGAGGCCAGUGAGGAGAAGAUAAACAGUGUGGUGGAUUCUGGACGGCGCCUCAUUAAUGACUCCAAUGCAAACUCUGAUAAGAUUCAGGAAAAAGUGGAUUCCAUCCAGGAAAGGCACAAUAAGAACAAGGAAAUGGCAAAAGAGCUGCUGACAAAGCUUAAGGACAACCGUGAACUUCAGCACUUCCUCCAAGAUGGACAAGAGCUCACGUUGUGGAUCAAUGAGAAGAUGCUGACAGCACAGGACAUGUCUUAUGAUGAGGCCAGGAAUCUGCACAGCAAGUGGCAGAAACACCAAGCCUUCAUGGCAGAGCUGGCCUCCAAUAAAGACUGGCUGGAUAAGAUUGAUAAGGAGGGUCAGGCGCUGGUGGCAGAGAAGCCUGAACUGAAACCUGUGGUCCAGCAGAUCCUGGAGGACUUGCAGCAUCAGUGGGAGGAGGUAGAGGGCACGACCCGCACCAAGGCCCAGUGCUUGUUUGAUGCCAACAGGGCUGAGCUUUUUACACAGAGCUGCUCCGCUCUUGGCAGCUGGCUGAAUAAUAUUGAGAGCCAGCUUCACAGCGAUGACUAUGGAAAAGAUUUAACCAGUGUCAACAUCCUCCUUAAGAAGCAACAGAUGCUGGAGCAUCAGAUGGAGGUCAGGGAGAAGGAGGUGCAGUCCCUGCAGGCUCAGGCUCUCGCUCUGUCCCAGGAAGAUGCUGGGCUGACAGAAAUCGAUGGCCAGCAGAGACAAGUCACUGACAACUUCUCAAACCUUCAGCAGCCCCUCCGACUGAGGAAGCAGAAGCUACUCGCCUCCAAAGAAGCACAUCAGUUCAACAGAGACCUGGAGGACGAAAUUCUGUGGGUCACAGAGCGGAUGCCCUUGGCAACUUCUACAGAACAUGGAAAAGACCUUUCUACUGUUCAGCUGCUGAUCAAGAAGAACCAGACCCUGCAGAAGGAGAUACAAGGCCACCAGCCUCGCAUCGAUGACAUCCUGAAACGAGGCGAGACUCAAAGCCAGGUUGAUGGGGAGAGACAGGCUCUUCUGGAGGAGCGGCUUGCAGAGCUGAGGGAUCUGUGGGACCAGCUGAUUUCAGAGACAGACAACCGCAACACACGUCUGCUAGAGGCCCGGCGGGCACAGCAGUUCUAUGCUGAUGCCGCUGAGGCAGAGGCCUGGAUGGGAGAGCAAGAGCUGCACAUGAUGUCAGAGGAAAAGGCCAAGGAUGAACAAAGCGCUCUCGUCAUGGUCAAGAAGCACCAGAUCCUGGAACAAACCCUGGAAGACUACGCCCAAACCAUCCACCAGCUGGCCAACAGCAGUCGCCUCAUGGUCACAAAUGAACACCCAGAGAGUGAGAGAAUCACCUUACGACAAGCCCAGGUGGACAAGCUCUAUGCAGGUCUGAAGGACCUGGCUGAGGAGCGGCGUGGACGACUUCAGGAGAGGCUGCGGCUCACCCAACUCAAGCGUGAGGUCGACGACCUGGAGCAGUGGAUCGCUGAGCGGGAGAUGGUUGCUGGCUCCCAUGAGCUGGGGCAGGACUAUGAACACGUCUCUAUGCUAAGAGACAAGUUCCGCGAGUUUGCUCGUGACACCAGCACGAUUGGCCAAGAACGUGUGGAUGGUGUAAAUGCAUUAGCAGACGACCUCAUCGAGUCUGGCCACCCUGAGAACGCCAGUGUGGCUGAGUGGAAGGAUGGCUUAAACGAGGCCUGGGCCGACCUGCUGGAGCUUAUAGACACGCGCACACAAAUGCUGGGAGCUUCCUACGAGCUGCACCGAUUCCAUCAAGAUGCCAUGGAGGUGCUCGGACGUGUGAAGGAGAAGCGAGAAGCUCUUCCUGCAGACCUCGGUCGGGACCUGAACACUGUCAAGCAUCUACACAGACAGCACCAAACUUUAGAAAAUGACAUCCAGGCCCUCAGCUGGCAGGUGAACCAGGUGCAGGAUGAUGCUGCAAGGCUGCAGAAAGCCUACGCUGGUGAAAAAGCUGAUGACAUUCACAGGAGUGAGCACGCUGUGAGCUCUGCCUGGGAGGCUCUGCAGGAGGCCUGUCAGUCCCGCAGACUGCUGCUGCAGGACACCGUGGAGAAGUUCCGCUUCCUCAACGCGGUGCGAGACCUCAUGCUCUGGAUGGACGGUGUUAACCUGCAGAUUGAUGCACACGACAGCCCCAGGGACGUAUCCUCUGCAGAGUUGGUCAUUGGCAAUCAUCAAGACAUCAAAUCAGAGAUCGAUACCAGGGCAGACAGUUUCACUGCCAGUAUUGAUAUGGGAAAUGCCCUCAUCAACAAAAGUCAUUAUGCAGCUGAUGAGAUCCAAGAGAAACUUGCUCAGCUGCAGGAAAGGAGGGACGAGAUCAACAAGAAGUGGCAGGACAAGAUGAAUUAUUUGCAGAUAGUGUUGGAGGUGCUGCAGUUUGGGCGGGAUGCCUCUGUGGCAGAAUCGUGGCUGGCAGGACAGGAACCUCUGGUGCGAGCUGCAGAACUGGGAACAAAUGUAGACGAAGUUGAAAGCCUCCUCAAACGCCACGAAGCCUUUGAGAAGCUGGCAACUGCUUGGGAGGAACGCUUUGUGCAGCUGGAGAGACUCACAACACUUGAGGAGCAGGAGCUGCAGAGGAGGCGAGAGGAAGAGGAGAGAGCUCGAAGGCCCCCUACACCUCCACAGGUGGAGGAGGUGACACAGUCUAAGGCAGAAACUCAGGCCCAUGAUUCUGAAGCCAGAACCAGUUUGGACCAAACUACGCUUAAUCAAGACGUGUCCGUGAAUGGAGUACACAGCGACAACGACACGUCUCAGCAGUCAUUAUCGCUGUCGUUGUCAGUGGGAAAGAAAUCAGAGCCUAAACGUGUGUUUAAGCCAAAGCAGCCGGAGCGUGGCUCAGAGUCCGAGUCGGUCAAUGGGCCGGGGCGGGACAGCGGGCUGGCGUCUUCUCGCCUGGAGGCGUCUGCCACCUUACCCGGCAGAGGGGGAGCGGACUCGGACGCAGAAUGUGUGGAGGGGAUGCUCUGCCGAAAGCAGGAGAUGGAGUCCCACAACAAAAAGGCCGCUACCAGAUCCUGGCAUAAUGUGUACUGCACCCUGAAAAAAGGAGGCCUUCAUUUCUUCAAAGACAACAAGAGCGUCAGCAGUGGCAUCACGUACCACGGAGAGAUGCCCUUCAGCUUGGAGGAGGCUGUGUGUGAAGUAGCCCUUGACUACAAAAAGAGGAAACACGUGUUCAAGCUCAGGAAUGAAAACGGGAAAGAAUAUCUAUUCCAGGCUAAGGAUGAGGCGGAAAUGAAUUCCUGGAUCCAAUCCAUUCGGCGCUUCAUCACCACGCGAUCCCAAGACUCCCCCGGAGCCCCCCGGGCGCUCAGCCGUGCUAUGACGAUGCCCCCCAUCUCCCCAAGUACAGGCGAAACCGGGAGCGUCACCCUUCGCAACAAAGAAGGCAAAGAGAAGGACCGCGAGAAGAGGUUCAGCUUUUUUGGAAAAAAGAAAUAAAACACUUGGCAACAUUGUGGAAAAAGGGACAGAAAUGAAAAUGCACACAGGCUCCAGAAACACACUGCUCUCAGUGCAAGGCCCUGCGGAAUCCCCACAGAAAAUCCUUUUCCUUCUUCUUUUAUUCUCUCCUUUGCAUUGUUCACUAUAUUCCACUUCUGUCUGCAGUCUUCUCCAGCCAUGAGAAUCUGUUUCAGACUAGCUCGUCCGAGUCAGUGAUGGAUGGCGUGGUUGUUCAGCAGCUCACCUCCAGUCCACCCCAUCAGCCGGAGACUUGUCUUCUGUCCUCCGUGAGUCUUAACUAGCAGAGCCACUGAGACGUCUCGUCUCAACAUGGAUGCCAGCCGGCCCUUCCUAAACAAACCCUGUCACUUGUCUCUUCUCACGUUCCUGGUUUUGAUGUUAAUAUUCCAGUUAAUAUUCCUUCUAUUUAUAUUUUGCAACCGUUGAUUUGAAAAAAACAAACUAACCGAUAGAUAAUCUUGGCGGAUGUUGUGGAAGAAAAGGAGUUUGUAUCCAUUAGUGAAAGACAUUGUGCUUAUUACCCGUGGAUGUGGUUUUCUUUCUUUCUUUCUUGUUAUUUUUUUUUGGAAGGAAUGUUUUUGAGGUUUUUCAUAACCAAACUAAAGCUCGGUUUUUUAGCUGUGUGCAUUAAGUUUCAUUGGAAAACUGUUAUAUAAAUAUUUAAGAAGUGGUUUCCCUUUCAUUUUACCUCUAAUUUUGCCUGUUUUGGAUUUUUGAGUGAUUUCUUCUUUUUUUUCAUUUUCCGCUUUUUUCUGUACAAAGCAGAGAUUAGUUUUCUAGUGUGUUUGUGUGAGUGUGUGUGUGUGUGUGUGUGUGUGUGUGUGAGUUGUGGUGCUGUGGAUUUUUGCACGUGUAUUUGUCCUUUCUCAUCACGGUCAGAUGGUUAGAGCUUUCUAUCGUUUUUUUUUUCUUUCUUUUUUUACGUGCUCGAAUUCUGACCCAGACCAGAAAAACCCAAAUCCAAAUGAACCGACAAAAAUCCUAAGUUUCCAACCAACUGUUUAUUUUUUCUUACAGUCAUAAAUAUCAAGUUCUUUUCAUUUCCUGGUGUGAGGGUUUGUGGGCGGUCUGUAGAUAAUUUAUGAAAGCCUUUUGUUUUUCAAAGCAGGGAGCAGAGAUGCAGGAAAACCGACGAUCAGCUGACAGAUCAGGUUACAGGUGAAGUGAGUGAUGUGGAAGUGCUGCUGGAUGGAUAGUGAGGAGUGCCCUUCACCCAAAAGCUUUAUUUUGUUGUUGUUUUUUUUACACAACCCCCCACCUCUAUGAAACUGGUCUCAAAGGAAGUGUUCUUAUAGUCACAUGUGAAUGUUCUACAUGUGCAGUUUGGCAGCCACCCAAUGGGGGAUUCGGAAGACGUGGGAAGCUCUGCACAGAAGCGAUGGCAGAUAAGAAAAAGGUGUGAGUUUUUCUUGACAUCAGUUUAGACAUGUUUGUGCCGAAUCAUUGCCAUCUGCUCUCUUCUUCUUCAAAAGAGAGAAAACCUCAAGAAUUCAGUCAUUUUUCAAAGUGUUUGCCAGAAAUAAAACCUGAAGGUUUGGUCACUUAGCUCAACCUGCAGCCAACUGGUUCUUUUUUUCUUCCGUGGUCUCAUGCUAUACAUAUUUAAUGAAAAAGGGCAUAAACACUAACUUGUGAAUGUAGGCAUUAGUUCACUUCCAAAUGUUGUGAGGAAGCAGCAGAAUUCUGAAAUCUGAUCAUAUGGUGGUGGGAAAGCGAAUGGAUAGUUUGAAGGUGAAUGUGGGGACAGCUGAACUGCCGGCCUUAAAUUUCCCCGUUGACGCUCGGUUCAAGGACUCUGAAUCAGACAGGAGGCGUGUUGAAACGCCCAUGCAGGCGCUGUCAACGUGAGGGUCAGUUGGCGGCGCAGCUCCCCUCCGGACGUGCUCACACACGCUCCGUCUGCGGGGGGUUUUUGCGUCCCGGGGGUUUUAACAGAGCUCCUGGUUUCACUUUUGCGCCUGAAAGUCAAACCCAAUGGGGGAAGCACACAGGAAGCGAGCGACUCAGCAGUUUCAGACGGAGACCUCAUUCCUCCUCAGCUGAUGCUGGCGCUCAGAGCUCACACACUUUUCCUAACCGCUCAUUGAAUGUGAACAAUUUCAACUACUUUGGCCAAAUUGGUCGCAUGAAGCAAAAACAUUUCUGGUACUUGACAUGCUCUCCACAGGCUCUGAACCGACGCUCGCACAUUAGUGCAGUCGUGUUUCUUGGCUUGCAGGAACGCCCCUAGCUGGCUGUGGCGUGAGGUUGCAUCCUUUCGAGUCACUUUGGUGCUUUUGGUAAUCUCUGACCACAAAAUGGGAAGUAUCAAUGUCAAAGACAUCAGUUUGUGGUUCUACUUCAUGAAGAAAAACAGCCGCUUUUACGCGUCUAGUGGUAGAUUUAAGUGAAAACAGACUUGGGGUUGUGAGCUUCCUGUUUUAGAAGAAGACGGGAUCUUUUCUUGUAUUUUUUUCCCCUUUUCCAGUGGUUUGUCUUUCAGCAUUUAAUAAACUGUCCUCCUCCCAUUAUCCCUCAUUACUUUGGAGAAAUGUAUGUUCCUACUCUGUGAUUCAUAGUUGAUACUAUUAUUAAUGCUAUUAUGAUCAUUCUUGCUACUAUUGUUACUACUGCUGUUACUAAUGCGAUUUAUUGCAAAAAUCUCAACUGCUGUCCAUUUUCAGGUAUGUGUCUGUUAAAGCAGACCCUUCCACAUGAUGUCAGUGUGCUGUGGAGCAUUUUCAUUACAAAUUAAACCUGUUUGUUGACUUGUGUAUCUACAUCUAAUAUUAGGAAAAAUAAAAAAAAACAGUUUAAUCAAACUG
Messenger RNA from Oryzias latipes (Japanese medaka), 10647 nucleotides. It is a transcript of the gene sptbn2, whose product is annotated as spectrin, beta, non-erythrocytic 2. Gene Ontology annotation, molecular function: phospholipid binding; structural constituent of cytoskeleton; actin binding. Gene Ontology annotation, cellular component: spectrin. Lineage: Eukaryota; Metazoa; Chordata; Actinopteri; Beloniformes; Adrianichthyidae. The record is from RefSeq and is a predicted model, not a curated record.